This is a messenger RNA of Cotesia congregata, 2202 nucleotides long. The record is from the annotation of a GenBank genome assembly. Lineage: Eukaryota; Metazoa; Arthropoda; Insecta; Hymenoptera; Braconidae.
AUGAGUAAGCGAACGCAGCCGGCUUGGGAAAUUCCGAGUUCUGAUAAGCCAACGUUGAAAUUAUUUAAUAGUUUAACGAGACAAAAAGAAGAAUUUGUGCCUCAAAAUGGAAACCGGGUACUUUGGUACAGCUGCGGUCCGACUGUUUACGAUGCAUCACAUAUGGGACAUGCUAGGUCAUACAUAUCCUUCGACAUCUUACGCCGCGUAUUAUCCGACUACUUCAACUACGACGUGCACUACGUAAUGAACAUAACAGACAUCGACGACAAAAUAAUAAAGCGCGCCCGUCAAAACUACCUUUUCGAGUCUUACCUCGAAAAAAAUUCCUCAAGCUUGGAGCAGAUUCUUCAAGACACCCGCGAGGUGAUCACAAGCCUGUCUUUAACGAUCCACAGCGUCACUGAUCCAGACAAGAAGACAAUGCUGUCUUCAAUGCUCCAAAAAAUCCGCGAGUCUAUCGAAAACUUGGAAAACUCUAUAAAAAACAAGAAUGACGCGGAAAUAAAGACUUACCAGGCCCAAUUGCUGACCAACGCUAGAGACGCGAUAGCAGAUUGGCUGGACAAGAAGUAUGGCGCCCAAAUUUCAGACGAGAACCAUGAGAUCUUCGAAAAGCUGUCUUCCUAUUGGGAAUUGAAGUUCCAUGAAGACAUGGACGCUCUAAAUGUGCUCAGGCCGAAUGUUUUGACGAGGGUCAGCGAAUACGUCCCGGAAAUAGUCGAGUUCAUUGAGAAGAUUAUCGAGAAUGGGCUUGCCUAUGUCUCAAAUGGUUCCGUUUACUUUGAUGUCAACAAAUUUGACGCAGAUGGGCGCCAUCAUUACGCCAAAUUGGUCCCAGAAGCUUUUGGGGAUGUUAGUAGUCUUCAGGAAGGCGAGGGCGACCUCAGUGUUGGGGCUGACAAGCUUUCCGAGAAGAGAUCGGUCAACGAUUUCGCGCUCUGGAAGAAUUCUAAGGCUGGGGAACCUGCUUGGCCCAGUCCUUGGGGAAAAGGAAGACCCGGUUGGCACAUUGAGUGCUCGGUGAUGGCCAGUGCUAUUUGCGGACCAAGCUUGGACAUCCAUACUGGAGGUGUCGAUCUCAAGUUUCCCCAUCAUGACAAUGAAUUGGCCCAAUCUGAAGCUUAUUUUGAUAAUGAUCACUGGGUUAGGUACUUUUUGCAUUCUGGGCAUCUGACGAUAGCUGGAUGCAAAAUGUCCAAGUCGCUGAAAAAUUUCAUUACUAUCAAUGAAGUCUUGAAAAAACAUACCGCUAGGCAGUUGAGGCUUGCGUUUUUGCUACAUUCGUGGAAGGAUACGUUGGAUUACAGUGAGGGGACCAUGGAAAUGGCUGUUCAGUAUGAAAAGUUUGUUAAUGAAUUUUUCUUGAACGUUAAGUGCCAAAUUCGUAAUUUAGGUACCGGAGUAUCCUUACAAACCUUCACCAAAUGGAACCCCCUGGAAAUGGAACUAAACAGUAAAUUCUCUUGUGCAAAAGACAAUAUCCACAAGUCGCUUUGUGACAACGUUGACACCCGGACGGUGUUGGACAUAAUCAGAGAUUUGGUUGGACACUGCAAUAUCUACUUAAAAGACUCAAAAAAUCCCAACAUCCUUCUACUCAAGGACAUCGCUGUCUACGUCACAAGAAUGCUGACGAUUUUUGGCGCGAUAAAAAGCUCCGAAGGAAUUGGAUUUCCUUUGGACACUGAAGCUUCUGUUGACGUGGAACAAAUCGCGAUGCCGUACCUUGAAAUUCUGUCUAACUUCCGCGAGAAAAUUCGCGCUCACGGCAAAGAACUGAAGUCUAAGGAAAUCCUGAUGGAAUGCGACAAACUCCGCGAUGAAAUUCUGCCCAACGUCGGAGUCCGGCUUGAAGACGACAUGGAUUCAGGGACUUCCAAGAUAAAGCUUGUUAAUAAGGAAGAGUUGCUUAAAGAGCGCGAAUUGAAGCGCAAAAACGAGGAGGAAAAAUUGGCGGAAAAGGAACGCAAGAAGGCUGAAAGCAAUCAGAAAGCUUUGGAGCGCGAAGAAGCCAGGAAAAUUUCUCCAAAGGAGAUGUUCAGGAGCCAGACUGAUAAGUACUCAAUGUUUGAUGACUCAGGACUGCCGACUCAUGAUAAUUUGGGCAAGGAGUUAAGCAAGGGACUGAUUAAGAAGUUGCAGAAGUUACAACUUGCGCAGGAGAAAAAGUAUAAUGAAUAUUUGGAGAGUCAGAAAUAA